Messenger RNA from Macrosteles quadrilineatus (aster leafhopper), 3052 nucleotides. RefSeq names its product aspartate--tRNA ligase, mitochondrial-like. NCBI's taxonomy places the organism in Eukaryota, Metazoa, Arthropoda, Insecta, Hemiptera, Cicadellidae. The transcript is spliced from 13 exons. The record is from RefSeq and is a predicted model, not a curated record. The coding region runs from base 196 to 2151 and encodes 651 amino acids. Gene Ontology annotation, biological process: aspartyl-tRNA aminoacylation. Gene Ontology annotation, molecular function: aspartate-tRNA ligase activity; nucleic acid binding; ATP binding. Gene Ontology annotation, cellular component: cytoplasm; mitochondrion.
AAUGUUUUAUCUUUUCUUUAAUUAGCCUAAUGUGUUGACGUUUAGUUAUAAUCUUAAUAAAAACAGUUAUUAACAGUUUUUGUCAGAUAAAUGUUCAAAACCCGUAGAUAAGUAACAUCAAAUGAUUACACAAAUCCUAGUUAAACUAAAAAUUUAUUUUAAAGGUAUUUAGUCUCACAUCACAAUUAGGCCUAAAUGCAAUCUUCUAAAAUGUCAUCUUUCAUAUUGAAAUUAUCUGGGCACCAAAACUACAUUAGACUAGUGGAUCAUGCUAUAAAGUCAGUUUUGAAUAUUAACAAGUGCAGUAAAGCAAUAUUUCGAAGAGAAGGUUAUGGCAUGAUAUCUACCAGUUCCAGUCCUUACUUCAGGAAAACUACCUUGGAGAACAGUUACGAAGGAGAUGUUAACAGCUACACAGGCCGCAGUCACACAUGUGGUCAACUGAGAAGCAGUCACGUAGGAGCUGAGGUCACGUUGUGUGGUUGGCUUGACAGUCAGCGAGGCAACCGGUUCGGAACUCUGCGUGACGGUCACGGGAAAACUCAGAUCUUGAUUCCAACAGAGCUGGAAGGAACUCUGGGGAAGAAGUUGGGCCAAACAUCGUUGGAAAGUGUUAUCAAAGUUAUUGGAACUGUGAGCGCCCGUCCACCUAAUCAAAUAACAAAGUUACAAGGCACUGGUGAAGUGGAAGUCGUUGUCAAAGAGUACAUAGUGUUGAACCCUGCCAAGACAGAUCUGCCUUUUGUGAUCAGAGACCAUAACAAGCCUAAGGAGCCGAUGCGUAUGAGGUAUCGCUACCUGGACCUGAGGUACGCGGACUUGCAGCGCAGGUUGAGACUCAGGUCUCAGGUGCUCAUGAGGAUGAGAGAGUUCCUCAUCAACCAACGAGGCUUUGUGGAGGUGGAGACUCCAACGCUGUUUAGACGCACACCAGGAGGAGCUCAAGAGUAUGUAGUACCUACAAGACAGCAGGACAAGUUUUACUCCUUAGUCCAGAGUCCUCAGCAACUGAAGCAGCUGUUGAUGGUGGGAGCAAUGGACAGAUACUUCCAGGUAGCCAGGUGCUACAGGGACGAGGGAGCUAGGCCAGACAGACAGCCGGAGUUUACUCAGAUGGACAUUGAGCUUUCGUUUACCAGCAGGGACGACAUCUUGAGUUUGAUCACGGAUUUGCUGAGAGCUAGUUGGCCACAGGAUCUUCCACCACUUCAAACACCCUUCCGUGUACUGACGUAUCACGACGCGAUGCAUCUUUACGGCAGCGACAAACCUGAUCUCAGCUUUGACAAUAAGCUUGUAGACAUUGGCCACUUAAUAUUAGAAGAACAUAAGGAAUCGUUAGAACGAAAUUUGAAAGAUGUCAAGAACUUCACUGCCAAAGCUUUAGUUUUCAGCCCAAAUAAUAUGUCCAAGUUAAAAAGUUCAUUCCAAGAGUGUAAAAAUCAACUGAAAGAAAAGGGAAGUGACAAAGCCAAGUUAAUACAGGUGAAGUAUUCAGACAAUAUUGAUCAAGAGCUGGCCAGUGCUUUGCCGUUCGUCCAGAUCUCCGAACUGAAAGAUACCCUUCAGCUGCAGCCCCAGGACUGUGUUGUUGUAGGGAUCGGAAAGGAGAGUGUUUUACUCCCUCUGAUGGGUAAGCUAAGACAGGAUGUCUUCAGUAACCCAACGACAGAUUUCCACUUUGCCUGGAUUGUGGACUUUCCCCUAUUUCUGGAGGGAGACGACGGGUCACUAGAAGCAGCUCAUCAUCCUUUCACUGCGCCUUUUGAAAGUGACAAGCACCUUUUAGACUCAGAUCCCUUAAAGGUGCGAGGUCUCCAUUUUGACCUGGUGUUGAAUGGCUACGAGGUCGGUGGAGGUUCAGUUCGUAUCCAUGACGCAGAGUUGCAGACCAAAGUGCUACAAGACAUCCUCAACAUCCCUACUGACAGUUUAGAACACUUACUAGAGGCCCUUAGAUCAGGGGCUCCUCCCCAUGGCGGAAUAGCACUCGGCAUGGACCGUUUAUUGUCAGUCAUGACUGGAACAUCAAGUAUCCGAGACGUUAUUGCUUUUCCGAAAGGAGUUGACGGCAAGGACCCCCUCAGUGGGGCUCCAUGUGAUAUAACGGAUGAGGAGAAGAAAAUGUACCACCUGACACUAAAGAAGUAAAAAAAAACUUACUAUAGAAUGUGAAUGUACUGAAAUAUGCUUAAUCAGAUUGCUUCAGUUGUUAGGUUAGGUUGAAAAGUGAAAAUUUCCUUUUCAAAUAAUCAACUUUCUACCAAUAUAGACCUUGAUGGUAAUUGGGUCUACAUUAAGGCAGCAUCAUUAAAGAUGAUUGUCCAAACUAGCCAAUUUAAUUUUAUAAUUUAUUUUACAAAUAUUAUAUGGUGUACUUGAGAAGUAAAUCGACUCUUGCCAUGACGUUUGGAGAUGAUUUAAAAGAUUCAAGACUUAUGCAUUUAAUAAAAGUGUGGUGAUUUGUCCUGCAGGGCAGACAUUUUGUAAUCAGCGACUAUUUGGAUGUGUUAUCUAUUCACUGUUCAGAAAUUAGUGCUUCAAACCACAGAAAACACACUGCUAUAACCCAGAAUGCCAACCACAGCAUAGCAACGCUGGUGGCGCCGCCUACGAAUUGACAGGCAAAGCUCUCUCAAAGUACUUAACGCUUUUUACCAUGCAGUUGGCAUUCUGGGUUAUAGUAGUAUGUUUUCUGUGUUCAAACUUAGGUGCAAGAGAUAGGCCUACUGGCUAUUCCAAACAUAUCCAUAAACAUUUGAGGGGUUUGGAUUUUACUUUAUUUUAAAAGCAUGUGACACCUCUAUAUAAAAUGCCUUGAUGUACACAAAAAACGUAACACCUAGAUAAAUUACAAAAUGUGAUAACUGAAGCAAUCUUUUUAAUUAUUGUGGAUAUGCAAAUAUGUUAAAUGAUCAUACUGAGCACACGUUUCUACAAAUGUGUAGACCUAAAGGUAAAUUUUGUAAUAUAAGUCUAUAAAAUGCAAAUGUUAGAUAUUGUCAAGUAUCUGAAUAAUCCAGGCUCAUAAUAAAGAUAGUACACUUUGUAA